Musa acuminata subsp. malaccensis (wild Malaysian banana) is the source of this 1283-nucleotide messenger RNA. Its product is annotated as peroxidase 24. Lineage: Eukaryota; Viridiplantae; Streptophyta; Magnoliopsida; Zingiberales; Musaceae. Gene Ontology annotation, biological process: response to oxidative stress; hydrogen peroxide catabolic process. Gene Ontology annotation, cellular component: plant-type cell wall; plasmodesma. The record is from RefSeq and is a predicted model, not a curated record. Gene Ontology annotation, molecular function: peroxidase activity; heme binding.
AAGAACUCAACACCGCUAGCACAGAAACGAGUGUUAACAGAUGGAGUCCAGCUUCCUCCUUCUCCGCCUCGUCCUGUUGGCCUCGGCGUUGACUCUCGGUGCUUGCAAUGCCGGUUGCCCAUCUGCAGGCCUCAAGCCAAACUUCUACGGGAGCAGUUGUCCCAACGCCGAGCAGAUCGUGCAGACCAUAAUAUAUAAGGAAGCGGAGAAGAACCCCAUACUGCCUGCCAAAUUGCUGAGAAUGUUCUUCCAUGACUGCUUCGUUAGGGGUUGUGAUGCUUCGCUGCUACUGAACUCGACGUCAGAGAGCACUGCAGAAAAGGAUGCUCCCCCUAACCUAUCACUGGCAGGAUUCGAGGUGAUCGACAUGGUGAAGGAAGCACUUGAGCAGGCUUGCCCGGGGACGGUCUCCUGCGCCGAUAUCGUUGCGUUGGCCGCGAGAGACUCGGUCUCAUUCCCAUUCGGGAAGUCCCUCUGGGAUGUGAAGACCGGUAGAAGAGACGGUAACGUGUCGCUGCUAUCUGAGGCUCUGGUCAACAUCCCCAGGCCUACCUCCAACUUCACCACGCUCGUCCGGAGUUUUGCCAAUAAGAGUCUCGGUGUCGACGAUCUCGUCAUCUUGUCAGGUGCACACACCAUCGGCGUCGGGCACUGCAACUUAUUCGCCGAGAGGCUUUACAACUUCACCGGCAAAGGCGACUCCGACCCGUCGCUUGAUCCAGCCUACGCAGCGUUCCUGAGGACUAAGUGCAGCCCUACUGACAACACCACGACGGUCAUCAUGGAUCCCGGCAGCGGCCUCAAGUUCGACAGCCAUUACUACGUGAACCUGAAGCAGAACAAGGGGCUGUUCCAGUCCGACGCGGUCCUCCUCACCGAUGGCGCAGCGAGCAAGGUGGUGGACGAGAUGGUCGACUUCGGGGCCUUCAUCGCUGCGUUCAGGAAUUCGAUAACCAAGAUGGGGGAUGUCGGCGUUCUCACCGGCAAGGAAGGAGAGAUCAGGAAGCACUGUCGCUUCGUGAACUGAUCCACGACGUCGACCCUUCGGCUUUGCACGCCCGACGUGCCUGCAUGCAUCAUCUGCUUUGCUGAGCGUUCACACAGUUCUAUUCUUUUCCCUUUCAUGUUCGACCUCAUCCGAUGUGAUCGUGUGGGGUGCUCUCAAUAAGAGACCCUUGGAGGAAUAACCUCUGGGUCUUGUUUGCGUCUGUUUAAACACUGUAAUUUCAUGGCUACUGUUUGUUGUUUUCAGCACUCAAUUCAUUUAAACAUUAUUGUUCUGA